AUGCUCCGUUUCAGGAAUGUAUCAGAUAUCUUUGAGGAAAUCGUCAUAGACGUUAUAGAUGAUGACAAUAUUUACAGCCUACCUGCCACAGUCGACCCGGAUGAUUACAUAGUUACCUUAGACGCCGCACGGAGUUACCCGGAGCAUGUUGAGAUCAUAGACAUCCAGGAAAAGCAAAACAAAAGAAGACGGUCGAAAAAAUCACCUAAACGAUCUGUUGGCGCGAUCGAACUUUGCGAUAUAUGCGGCAAGCUCAUACCCCAUUCGGAAAUAAGCCAACAUAAAGCCGAUCAUGAAAAUCGUAGGUGUGACAUUUGUAAAGUCCAGUUUACUACUGACGAGAAUCUCGAAAAACAUCAAUUAGAACAUUCAGGCGAAAAUUACCAAUGCGAAUGUUGCUCGCAGACAUUCAAUACCCCGUACAAGUACUCGUUCCACCUGUAUCAACAUAUCGGUACAUACUGUUGCCCCGUAUGCGAAUAUAACACAAAAUCCAGAGCAUCCGUCCGAGGUCACAUAAAACGGCACCAAAAAGCGUACGAUUUUCACUGCAGCAUUUGCGGCAAAGGUUUCGUAGCGAAAGCGAUGUUACAAGUCCACGAGGAGAUACAUCUGGACAUCAAGCAAUAUCAGUGCGAGUUUUGCAACAAAAAAUUCGCGGUCAAACGAUACCUGGACACCCACAAAAAAUUCAACCACAAAAAAGAGAUAUUCGGCGUGGAACAGCUGUAUAAAUGCCACGUGUGCAGAAAGGAAUUUUCUUUCGAGAAGAGUCUGAUACGACAUUUGAGCGUGAUUCACAAGAUCGGCGAAGACAGGACGGUGCAGUGUCCAAUGUGCGGGAAAGUGAUCGCUAACAACUAUAACCUCAAAAUGCAUAUGAGGACCCAUACGGGCGAAAAGAGAUACUGCUGCGAUACGUGCGGUAAAGCCUUUACGGCUUACAAGUAUUACAAAAAACAUAUGCUGGGGCACGAAAAGCGGAAGACGGUAGAUGAUUUCGGAAUCAACGAUGAUAUCGAUAUAAGCGAGAUGGAUAUCGAAAAUUUGUACAAAUGGGAAUGA
Molecule: messenger RNA, 1065 nt
Organism: Acanthoscelides obtectus
Lineage: Eukaryota; Metazoa; Arthropoda; Insecta; Coleoptera; Chrysomelidae
Source: the annotation of a GenBank genome assembly